AUGAAAUUCGAUUGUCAAGGUCAAAGUGAAUGUGAUCAUGGUCAAUGUUUUGAAGACGAACAAGAAUGUCCAACAAGAUCAAUUUGUAUGUGUGAUUUAUGCUAUUUUGGACAACGAUGUCAUCUGACUACAGAUGGAUAUGGCUUAUCACUUGAUGUAAUCUUAGGUUAUCAAAUUUCUCCACAUGUUAGCAUCAAUUAUCAGCCAUUGAUUAUAAAAAUAAGUUUAGCAUUAACUAUUAUUUUUAUUAUCACAGGACUUAUCAAUGGUAUUCUUUCUCUAAUUACAUUUAUGAAUAAAACUCUAUGGCAAGUUGGUUGUGGUUUAUAUUUACUCACUUCAUCAAUCACAACUUUAUUUAUAACAAUCAUGUUUGGAUUAAAGUUUUUCAUUCUUCUUCUUUCUCAUAUGUCAAUUAUAUCAAAUCGGUCAUUUUUAUCUGGUCAAUGUUAUUCAUUUGAUUAUAUUUUACGAAUGUUUGUUUCUAUAGAUCAAUGGUUAAAUGCAUGUAUAGCUAUAGAACGAACAACUGCUGUAAUAAAAGGUGUAAGUUUUGAUAAGAAUAAAAGUAAAAAAACAGCAAAAUUAAUGAUGGCUAUUCUCUUUAUUACUGUUGCUGUUAAUUAUGUACAUGAUCCUAUUCAUCGAUAUAUCAUUGAUGAAGUCAAUCAGGAUGAUAGUCGUCAAAAUAGAAUAUGGUGUAUUAUGAAAGAUUCACUUAGUUUAAAAACUUAUAAUUCAUUUAUUCAUACAUUUCAUUUUAUUAGCCCAUUUAUAAUUAAUUUAAUAUCAACUAUAGUUCUUAUAGUAGUGAAAACUCGUCAACAAGCAAAUCUUCAUAAGAAACAAACAUAUAAACAAACUUUAUAUAAAACAAUUAAAGAACAUAAAAAUUUGUUAACUGCUCCAAUUGUUUUAGUUAUUCUUGGUGUACCACGUAUAAUUCUUACAUUUAUAUCAAACUGUAUGAAAUCGCCAAGUGAUGCAUGGUUAUUUCUUCUUGGAUAUUUUAUUUCAUUUAUUCCACCAAUGUUAAUCUUUCUAAUAUAUAUUCUACCUUCAACAGUUUAUAGAAACACAUUUCACAAUACGGUUAAACAAUAUACAACUAAUAUUUUACGUUGGUUCGGUCUCAUACAAUAA
Molecule: messenger RNA, 1143 nt
Organism: Adineta steineri
Lineage: Eukaryota; Metazoa; Rotifera; Eurotatoria; Adinetida; Adinetidae
Source: the annotation of a GenBank genome assembly